Molecule: messenger RNA, 3075 nt
Organism: Halichondria panicea
Lineage: Eukaryota; Metazoa; Porifera; Demospongiae; Suberitida; Halichondriidae
Exons: 9
Coding region: 473-2971 (832 amino acids)
Source: RefSeq, a predicted model, not a curated record
CUGGGAGCCAUGGCUGCACAGUCACUGUACUAGCUAACUACAGUUUGACAAUGUGUAGCUCUAUGUGGGAGGGUGCUGGAACUUUUGUGAAUAGCUGAGUCAACACAUUGCUACAACAACCACAAAAAUGCAGCAUUCCCAAAAACUGGCAACGGUGACGCAUAUACCCAAAGCAUCUCAAUUAGAGUAAAGGAAGCGUUAUAGCUACGUACAGCAAUGGUGUUUGGAAAGAAAGGUGACAUAUGCACAUGGCUUCAACUUGGCUGUGACAAAAUCCAUGUUUGGGCUCUGAGGCAUGAAAAUUAGAACUACCUUUUGAAGUUGUGUCUACAGACUACAACACACCUAAACAUUGGUUAGUCAUAGAGCAGUACAGAAGCUGCACGUUAGCAUUGAAGUAAAGUCAUCUGCAUCAGUGUACAUAAAAUACAGAAAGAAAAAGACGUAGAGUGAAAGAGAUCGAACCCCGUGCAUGCAUGCAGUGGUCAUGAAGUGGACACAUGUUAUAGUACUUAUACAUGUAGUUAUUACACUGAAAUUGGUUAAAGCUCAGCAGCCUAAAGUCUAUGAAGUGACCAUCUCCACCUUCAAUGAUGAACUGACACCUCCAUACCACUCAGUGCCUCUCUACUGCAGUAUCUCCCCUCAACCAGACGAGCCGUUGUUUUAUCGAUGGACACACUCCGUUAAUGAACAAUACGUUUCGGCCACUGCCACCUCUCCUUAUGCCUUUUACAAGCCGCUAUUCAACCACCCUCGAUAUGGUAGGGUGUUCUGUCAUGUGGAGACAGAGGAAGGAUUUCUAGGCACAGGAAGCAUUCUGUUGGAAGCACAAGGGUACGUUGAAGCUAUUGGGAGAACUGCGGUCAGUCUACAGCCUACCAAACCUCUCAUUCUAAGAGGUGAGGUGUCAAGGCAGUACAGCACUGACAACAAGAGCCCACUACUCAACACGAGGGUCUUAACAAGAUGGAGCUACAAUGGAGUCCCCAUUACACAGCCACUAGACUCAGAUCAACCUACUCUUUCUUUCAACAGAACACAAGAAUCCGAUACUGGAGAGUAUGUACUGAGUGUGUCACAUUUCUACAUUUCAAGAGGCUUUGAUAGAAAUAACGAAACUGAAGGUAAUAUGCUGGGAAUUGCGGGGGAUAUUAACAGGCAAUGCAGUGACAUAGUGCUGAGUACUCUAGGACUGUACGCUAUCUUCAGUCCUGUGGAAUUUCAAGUCAACAUAGGUACUAAACAGAUUCCCGCUGAACCAACUAAAAGUACCCACUAUUAUGAAUUCUUUGAGAAAAAGCAAGUAUAUGUGAUGAUCCAGAUACCACUGCAGUCAAUUCAAGGGAUUGACUAUAACCAACUCUCAGACAACUUCGAACUUAGUUACAAGCUACUCCACAACGGAAAAAUUAUAUUUGAUACUACAUAUAGACUUUCUAGCAGAGGUAGUACAGUCAGUGAAUACAGGCUGAUCAAUGACAGCACAGUGGAGGCAAAUCUGAUCUUUUUCUCACCUACGGCACUGGAUGUGGGGAUAUACGAGUACCAGUUCUAUGUGAGGACUGAGGAUGUACAGAGGGUGCUCGAUAUAACACAAUGUGACACAAGCUAUCAGAAUUUCCUAGAUGGUGGAAUGCGACUCCUGUUCUUCCUAAUUGGAGAAGCUACCAUUUACAUCGAAAUGGCUGAUCGGAUUUCUGUGAAUGCCAGCAAAUACUACUACAGUAUUGGUGAUGAGGAAGGCUCAACACUAUCAUGCACACUAGCUCAACAGAACAGCAGCGCGCAGGAGCUGAACUGGCAUAAGAAUGGAUACCAAGUGAUGACAACAAAUUUUUCAAGCAUACUGUAUAUUAACAUUUCCGAUACUGUGGAGAAAUUGGACUUUGUGAAUGAGUACGGCACGUACACAUGCACUGCUAUGGAAACGGAUGGUCGACAAAGCUCAAAGUCGAUACAUAUUGCAGAAAAAGCAUCCUUCAGUCUCCAGCUCCGUCCCGAAAAUGGCCUGGAUUGUGUAUCAGUGUCAACAGAAGCCGUUAAAACAGCUGUUCUAAGUGAACUAAGAUCCACCUUCUCCCAAACAUGUAACUGUGACAUCACGCUAGACGAGUUCACCAUGGCAACCAUGUUAUGUGACGAUAACAAUAUGCUUACUUUGAGCUCGGACUUGUUGUUUUCUGACCAAGAUGGAGAACUGACAGCAUCGAAUUUGCUCAGCUCUGCUGCCGGUAGACUUAUGGGAGUGAGGACAUUCAACGAUGCAACGUUGGUGAUUGAUACCAGCUGUGCCCUAAGGGAUGCUCAAGGGCGCUGUAUAGAGGGACAGCCCAGACAGGAGAACCAGCUCACAACACUGGCUAUUGUAUUAUUGGCAAUGCUAACUCUAGCAAUAAUGGUGGCUAUUUUAACAGGACUGAUACGGUGUGUACUCAAGUGUAGAAAACAAAAAAACAAAAUCAAAGAGUCAAGUAAUGUUCAGCCUCCGCUACAAAUGGUAACACCGUCUCAUCGUCCAAUCACAAGCCCAGAAAUUUCCAUUGAUCCGCAGUCGUACUCGUACCCGCAAAUCCACUCCAUUGUAGGAAGAAGAGCAAUUUCGUUUGCUGGAAGAGCCAAUCAUCACGUACUAAGAAACACUCGUUCUAACAGAAUGGGAAACAGCAGUACUAGCCAGAGAACAGAGGCAAAUGGAACGGAAUCUGCCAAGAAUUAUACUUCGGAACCAAUACCAUCCAGAUUGGAAUCUUCCCUAAAUUGCGUACAAAAUCCAGCUUAUACUGUGACUACCAGCGAUAACCAAAGAGACACCAUUCUAUCGAAUAACUAUCAGAGCAUUCGUCGCGGCAGAGGGUCCUCUCCAGAUGGGGCGUCUGGACGUCAUAUUUACGACUAUCCCAGAUUUGGGGAGGUGGAACCAGAAUCAGAGCAAGAGGAAAGCCGGGAGGAGUCAGACUACUACAUUUAAUGAUUAAGAGCACAGAACUGAUCAAUACAUAGUAUGUACACAGUAAACCUAUUUGUUUUGUUCCUGUGUUUGCACUAAAUGUCACAAUUAAUUGAAUUAUCACA